Molecule: messenger RNA, 2321 nt
Organism: Solea senegalensis (Senegalese sole)
Lineage: Eukaryota; Metazoa; Chordata; Actinopteri; Pleuronectiformes; Soleidae
Product: doublecortin domain-containing protein 2-like
Exons: 9
Coding region: 273-2162 (629 amino acids)
Biological process (GO): cilium assembly; dendrite morphogenesis; regulation of cilium assembly
Cellular component (GO): microtubule organizing center; kinocilium; axoneme
Source: RefSeq, a predicted model, not a curated record
GCAGCAGCAGACUGGGAUUGUGCAGCGUGCAUGGAUAGUUGACAUCUCUAACCGGAUCGCAUGUGGUCUUAUAUUUUUACCUGCAGCUCCACUUUAUAACGGUUUGACCAGCAUGGACCAGCCUUAAUGUCAUAAUAACAACAAUAAUAAUAAUAAUAAUAAUAAUGAUAAUGGCCUGUAACCUUUUCUCUCGCUGCUGGGAUCAACCUGUUGCAAGUUCGUACUAAAGCUAUAUCUCUUCGCCGCGCGCCAGCUCGCUUUUACGCACGAAGAUGGGCUCGGAGAAGCCAAACUUCCUGUCGCAGCCGGUGGUGAAGAACGUUUUCAUGUACCGCAAUGGCGACCCUUACUACGACGCUCGUCGCAUCGUGAUAAACCAAAAGAGAGUGUCCAACUUUGAGACUCUGCUGAGAGAGGUGACCGGCGGGAUACAAGCGCCGUUUGGAGCGGUGAGGAACAUUUACACACCGAGAGGCGGACACAAGGUGGACUGUUUGGAGAGCCUGCAGAGCGGGGAGCAGUAUGUCGCUGCCGGGAGAGAGAGGUUCAAAAAGCUGGAUUACCUACACAUUGGCUCCAGAAAGAGACGGUUGCUGCAGACUCUUCCAAUGCAGGCCAAGCCUCUGCCACAGAAUAGAGUCAUCGCGUCGGCUCGAUUCCUAAAACCCAUCAAGGAGCCGUGUACAAUAUUCGUGGUCGCAAAUGGCGACGUGUUGAACCCAGCAGUGAGGCAGUUGAUUCACCAGAGGAUGCUGGGCCAGUUUGACAAAAUAUUGGAGAUGAUCACAGAGAGGAUGGGUCUCAAAGUACUGGGGGGUGUUCGAAGUCUGUACACCUACGAAGGCCAGCAGGUGACUGACGGGCAUCAGCUGGAGAGUGGUCAGCUUUACGUGGCUGUGGGCAGAGAAAAGUUUAAGAAACUGCCCUACAGCGAUCUCCUCUUCCCCAAACCAAGAGGCACACGGAGGGUCAAUGGAAUGAAAGCAAACUCUCUUCCACCAAUCUACAGAUUCUCCAAGCAAAAUGGAAAUGGUAAGUCCACAGUGCCAUCCAGUGAUAGUGGAGGUGGAGACUCUAAGGCCUCGCUUCAAGGUCACAACAGGAACAACAAGGAACACUUGUCCUCCAUCGUCAGAGAAAUCUCUCAGGCCAGGCUGAUCUCUCUCAGGAAGAAGAGGAGCGGACAAAGCAUGACGCUCACCAUCUCGGACAAUGACGACCAGGAUUUAAAGGGCGAUGACGGAAACACGGAUGACAAAACCCCUCAAGACCAGUCAGCUGAACCUGCAGAGGAAGGCGUAAAAACUGAAGACGAGAAAGACGAGCAAGCAGGGGAGCAGGAGGAAACUGCUGCAGAAAACACCAACGGAGACGAAGAGGAGGAAAACCAGGAGACAAACGGUGACAAAGAGGAUGGGGAAGAGAAAAAGGAAAGUGAAUCAGCAAAUGAGGAAAAAGAGAGUGAAGUCACAGAGAAUAAGGAAAAUAAAGAGCAAAGCAAUGAGAAAGAGGAAGAAGUAAUGGAGAAGAUGGAAGAGGCAAAUAAAGAUAAAGAGGGUGAAGGAACGGCAGGACCAGAGGAGAAAGAUGAGGAGAUAAAAGAAGUAAAGGAGGUCACGGAUGAGAAUAAGGAAGGGGUUAAGAGUGAGGAGCAAGGGUCCAGCAGUAGCACCAAUGAUAAGAGCCAGGACAGUAUAGAGAAAGAGGAUGGAAGCCAUACAUCUUCUGAGGGUGAAAAGGACGAGCAGCUGACAAACUCAGACGGAGAGAAGCGAGAUAAAGACGGUGAAAAGGGGGAGAAAAGUCGUAAGGACCAAAAUAAUGAUGUAGACACAGGGGAGGAACAGACCAAGAGAGAAAACGGCAAUGACCCAGGCAAGACUCAGCCAGAUAACGAGACAAAAGACAACGAUAAUGACAGAAGUAACAGUAGCAACAGUAACCAGGAGAAAGACGGCAGGAACACAAAGGAGGGAGCGACCAAAGAGUCAGGGGAAGGGGAGCGGAAGGAGAAUGGAGAGGUUGGUGGAGAAGAUGAUGAGGAGGAAAGUGAAGCAGAGCCUGACAUGGAGGGGAAAAAAUCAACAGAACUCAAAGAUACAGCAACAAAUGGAGAAAAAGGUGGUGAAGGGAAUGGAGAUGGCAGGAAAAGGAAAGAUUAGAUAGGGGGGGGGAUGUGAUUGGAUGAGCAGCAUUUUUAGAAAGUUUUACAUUAUGAUUUGAAAUGAAAGCAGGUAGUCAGAGAUAUUCACUAUAUGGCCUUUGGAAGUUUGUCCUGAUAAGAAAACAAAUGAUAUACAAAUAAAACUAUAAGAACUUUA